GCAGCUUGCGAGUCGUCUCUUAUUUCCUUGUUCCUGCUCCUCCCAACUGAGCUCCAAGAUGGCAGCUGCGCAAGAGAGAUGAGCAACGACAUUAGAGUUCUGUCAUGAAACAGCAGCGGACUCAAUUUCGUCAUGGCCAUCACUCAAUUCCGUCUGUUUAAGAUCUGCACAUGCCUGGUCAGUUUGCUGUCUUUCUUUAAGAGAUUGAUAUGCAGGAGUGGAAGGGGCCGAAAGCUCAGUGGGGAUCAAAUAACUCUCCCGACCACAGUGGAUUUCUCAUCAUCCAUACCAAAACAGCCAGAUGUUGAAGAAUGGAGUUCUUGGGAUGAAGAUGCUCCAACAAGUAUUAAGAUUGAAGGUGGUAAUGGAAACGUUACCCCUCAACCCACUGAGAUUGAAGAGCCUGACUACUUCAAAGACAUGGCACCAACCAUCAGGAAAACACAGAAGAUAGUGUUAAAGAAAAGGGAGCCAUUGAACUACCUGGUGCCUGAUGGGUCAGCAGGUUUCUCCAGCAGACUGGCAGUCUCUCAGGAUAUGAUGACUUUUUGUCCACCUUCAGCAGAGCUUGGCGAAAUGGACACUUGGCAGGGGGACACCAAUGCUUGGGAGGAGGAGUCUGACGCCACCUGGGAAGCAGAGGAGGUGCUCAGACAACAGAAAUUAGCUGACAGAGAAAAGCGGUCCAUGGAGCAACAGAGGAAGAAGAUGGAAAAAGAGGCUCAGAGGAUGAUGAAGAAAGAGCAGAAGAUGGCGGUUAAGCUUUCGUAACAUUUGCCAGUGCUCAGUUUUGAGCCAGAGGAUCUCAAGGGAAAGACACUGAAUCAGUUGUGAGUUUGUUUAAAAUCAUCAAACCAUCCAAAGUUCUGCAAAGUGCUGCACUACUACAUUUUCAGUCAUCUGUUCUUGUCUCGCCGCUUUUCUCGUCCAUCUUUGAGUUACAACAAUUAAUCCUUGGGCUUGCUCACAAACUGCAUUUUCUACCAUGUUUGUGAGUCAUUUGCUCUUAAAGAAUUUCAAUAUCUAUCCCCUGUCUAUUAGGUGUAUGUGCUAGUAAGCACAUGUCCUGGUCAAGGUGUGUAAAUAAACUCAAAUCUGUAUUGUACAACUUUUUCAUAUAUGGUGUACAAUUUAUUUUCUUUAUCUUAUUUUUAACCACACUGGUUAAAAAAGAGGUGUAAUUAUUUUUAAGAAUCGCUGUUUAUCUGUGUCAUUGGUCUGCUUAAUAAUUGUUUUUGGUUUUAUGUUUCAUUGCUUAAAAGGUUUAAUUCCCCAAUGAUUUUUUGCACUGUACCAUUGCAAAAUUAGUAAUUAAAGACAAUAGCAUACGCUGUCUUGUAA
Molecule: messenger RNA, 1341 nt
Organism: Syngnathus acus (greater pipefish)
Lineage: Eukaryota; Metazoa; Chordata; Actinopteri; Syngnathiformes; Syngnathidae
Gene: ebag9
Product: estrogen receptor binding site associated antigen 9
Exons: 7
Coding region: 133-771 (212 amino acids)
Cellular component (GO): secretory granule
Source: RefSeq, a predicted model, not a curated record